CUGUCAAAUGUGUUCAUUUCGUUGUCCAAUAAAAAUUAAGCUUUUUCAAAUUUCACAGGAAGUCGAUCGUUUUAACAGAAAACUAGUGGCAUCUGAUUUUAUUUUGUCAUCGUAUUAUGGCUCAAAAUAUAAAUCCUCAUUACGCAUCUUCGUCUAAUCCGGCGAAACAAAAUGAGGACACUAUAAAGCUGAAGGAUAAUCAUGCAGUGAGCAAACGACUUCAAAAAGAGUUGAUGGAGUUAAUGAGGUGUGCGGACAAGGGAAUAUCGGCAUUUCCAGAGUGCGAGAAUUUAUUCAAAUGGAUUGGCACAAUAAACGGCCCUCAGGACACCGUAUACGCGGGACACAAGUACAAAUUGUCAUUGGAGUUCCCCAAUUCGUAUCCGUACGCACCACCCGUAGUAAAAUUUCUGACGCCGUGUUUCCAUCCUAAUGUGGAUACGUGUGGGUUAAUAUGUCUAGAUAUUUUGAAAGAUAAAUGGACGGCUCUUUACGACGUCCGCACAGUAUUAUUAUCGAUUCAGAGCCUUCUUGCGGAGCCCAAUACACAGAGUCCGCUAAAUCAGCAAGCUUCGUACCUGUGGUCAAAUCAGCCAGCCUAUAAGAAGUACCUAGAAGAAUUUUAUAAUAAAAACAAAGACUCAUAGUUUGUUAGUGUCAUCUCUAAUUAUAAUUUGAGUUGCGUUGUAUUUUGUGUUGUGAAUGAUUGAUGUAAAUCUGAUACAGAACUAAAGAGUUGAUGGGUUGUGUGUCCACUUUGUUCUACUUAUGUUCAUUCACAAUACUAUUCAUUUGAUUCCAUAACAGACUUGACCAUUCCAAAUAGACAUGACCUGGUUUUAUUAUUUUUAAUAAAAUUUCACUUACAAAAAAACAUUUAACCUUUGCAAUGAAAUUAUAAUAGAACCAUACUUUAAUAUCAUUUUAAUUUAAAAUAAAGUAGUUAAAUAAAAAUUAAAAAUAUCAUUUGUGUAGGUUUUUAUAUGAUUAUUCAAGACUAUCUUUACAAUUUAUCAAUAAAUAAAAUUUACACAAACUUUUUAUUGGGGAGUCACUGAAAUACAAACAAGCUUAUAUAUGGUGACUCUAACAUUUAUGUUGGAAAUAAAAAAAAAUACAUGACAUAAAAAACUAACAUUCCUAAAUUAAUUUUUAUGAUAUUUUUCCUCUGUAAUUCAAUAGAAAAAAUUCAUGUUGAUAAAGUAUAUUUUUGUAGCUAACAUGUUUAAAAAUGUAAUUUAUUAUCUGAGCAGUUACACUGACCUAUCACUCUCAUAGUUCUGGUGAUUAGUAAGAUGAACUUAUAUUAAAAGAUCACUGACAAUUAUAAUUCUUUAGUGCAAUUGAAAUUGUUGUUGUAUUAUUUUUCGUAUUGACAACCUGCCCUAGAUUUGCAAUUGUUAAUGCAA
Molecule: messenger RNA, 1409 nt
Organism: Diatraea saccharalis (sugarcane borer)
Lineage: Eukaryota; Metazoa; Arthropoda; Insecta; Lepidoptera; Crambidae
Source: the annotation of a GenBank genome assembly